AUGGCACCGACGAAGUAUGUUGAUCGCCCUGUGCCGACAAUCUCCCUCCGCGACUUCGAUGCGCGCAUCGAUGUGAUUACAAAGGAACUUGUCGAUGCUGCAGAGAACCACGGCUUCUUCUGCAUCGUGGACCACGGCAUAACACGCGACGCUGUCGACGGCAUCUUCAACCAGUCAGCGCGUUUCUUCAAUCAGCCCGAUCCCGUGAAAUCGCAAGUGCCAUUCUCCCCUCAACACAACGCCGGAUGGGAGAAGAAUGCUCAAAUCCGGCCAUCUACUGGUGCAGUCGACCGCAAAGAGUCUUAUCAAAUGCAAUUCGGCGAAGGCAUGAACGGUCGAUGGCUGAGUGACCAGACCCUUCCGGGGUUCCGAGCAGAGGCUUUGGAGUUCAUGCACAGAGUACAGGCAGUCAGCGAGAGGCUCAUGAGGUGCUUCGCGCGAGGGUUGAACUUCGAGGAAGAUUACUUCGUCAAAGCUCACGAUGUCAGCCGACCAGAGUCUCAGACUGUCUGCCGAUUAUUACAUUACUUUGAGACUCCACAGGUGCCAAAUCCAACAGGAGAGGUGCAUCAUCGAGCGGGCGCACACGCCGACUGGGACUUCUUGACUCUGCUGUUCCAGAAAGCAGGGCAGUCUGGUCUUGAAAUCUGUCCGGGGCGGGAAGUAUCAACUUCGUUCGGGUACGGGGAUGCGUGGACCAAGGUUGAGCCGGACGCAGGCAAGAACGCAAUCGUCUGCAACGUCGGUGACCUCCUUAUGUCGUGGUCGGAUGACCGCUUCAAGUCGACCUUUCAUCGUGUCAAGGCACCAUGUGAGCCUGAUGACUUCUACGGCGAGCGCUACAGCAUCGCCUUCUUCAAUCAGCCAUGCAAAGACGCCAAGAUCCAGGGCCCACUGAAGAAGUAUCCAAUGGUGACGGGUGAGGAGUUUACGAGGAAUGCCAUGAGCCGGAAUUAUCAGGCUAUACAAGAUAAACUAAAGAAGGAGAAGGAGCCGGCGGUAGCGGUUGUCGAAGUGAGCGCGACGGUAGCUGAGAAGCUGCCCGCCGAGUUACUAGAGUGCAUACUGCUGGAAGUUGCAAAACAUGCUGUACCGCCAGUUACCGAAGACGAAGACAGUGGGUCUGUUGUCUAUCGAUACGCUCAGGAAGAGGAGCAAGCGUGUUCGCUUGCAUUUCGCCUCACGAGCCGUCGCUUCCGUAAUUGUUCAUGGAAGGCUUUCGGUGCUUACCUGGGCGAAACGAUAUUCGAUCUGAGAUCGGGUCAGAGUAUAUCCAACCUUAUUGCGGUGUCUACAUGCGAGCAUCUGGCUCCUUGGGUUACGAAACUUAUCAUAGCCUGCGCUGAAGUGCCCCCGGGGUACCCACUCGAGCAUGGGGCAGAUACGAUGCAGAUGGACCAGGCAGAGUGGGAUCAACUACGCCAAGACUCUUACUCAGAUCUACUUCAAAUCAAAUUGGCUGAAGACUCUUGGUACCCCCGCAUCUGGAAGCAGAAGGGCUACGGAUCUCCAAUGACCGGUAGCGGCAUUCCUACUUCCGCAACGCCUCCACGUCUGGCUAGAGCCUGCAACUCUAUGAGUAUCAUCCAGGAGGCCGGGAUGAGGGCCCUCCAAGAGGUCUUAGCCCAGGCUUUGUUCUGCUUCAAGAACUUCGACCAUAUCGGAUUCUACCACCAGCCUCGUACCCGACCCGGGCGAUAUCAUAACCUAUUCCGGAAGUUUCGAAGUAUCUCACGCUUCCGCGAAGAAGAGGAUAUGAGGAAUGUCGGUAAUAUAGCUCAUCUUGGCCUUCACAUCCUCAUUCAUGCCAUGGUAGCAUCGAAGAUCACAGUCCGCACGAUGACUCUGGCCGUCGAUCUCGAUGAACAUCACGCGUUCAUCACUAACAUCCCCUCUGUAAUCUUCGCGAAAGCCAGUCAAAAGGCUCGGUGCAUAUCAUUCGAGAGCCCGGCAGACUGGGAAUACCGCUCCGCGUUGGAGUCCGUGCGCAAUCUUAACGUCGAGACACUUGAGAUUGAGCAUCGUUACGGGGAGGAAGCCUUCUGGAAGUCGAUCAACAGCGAAGAAGCGGGUGACGAAUCGGAAGAUUCAGAGACGUUAGAUCUUGAGGAGUUCCCGAAAAAGCUUGCGAGAACAGUCAAAUUUCACCCGCCUUCGUUCAAAGUUGCACUAGAACGGUACUGGCUCAAAUAUCCUGAAGGACAGUCAGGUGGCGAUGAGUGA
Molecule: messenger RNA, 2223 nt
Organism: Alternaria metachromatica
Lineage: Eukaryota; Fungi; Ascomycota; Dothideomycetes; Pleosporales; Pleosporaceae
Exons: 5
Coding region: 1-2223 (740 amino acids)
Molecular function (GO): dioxygenase activity
Source: RefSeq, a predicted model, not a curated record